This is a messenger RNA of Tachysurus vachellii, 4975 nucleotides long. RefSeq names its product voltage-gated potassium channel subunit beta-3. The transcript has 14 exons. Gene Ontology annotation, biological process: potassium ion transport; transmembrane transport; regulation of potassium ion transmembrane transport. NCBI's taxonomy places the organism in Eukaryota, Metazoa, Chordata, Actinopteri, Siluriformes, Bagridae. The record is from RefSeq and is a predicted model, not a curated record. Bases 567 to 1832 code for a protein of 421 amino acids. Gene Ontology annotation, molecular function: potassium channel regulator activity; transmembrane transporter binding; voltage-gated potassium channel activity. Gene Ontology annotation, cellular component: membrane; voltage-gated potassium channel complex; cytoplasm.
UCGUCGUUGUAGUCACCAUCACUGUCGCGUGAGAGCGGUUCUUUCCGCAGCAGUGUGUGUGUGUGUGUGUGUGUGAGUGUGUGUGUGUGUGUGUGUGAGUGUGUGUGAGAGAGACGGGACAGUUAAGCGCAGUUAAGACACUCGGCUCUUGUCCGCACGCGCUGCUGCUGUUCGCCUUGAGAUCGCGCACACCGUCUUUAUCGUGAUAAAAAACACAAGAAGAGGAAAAACCUCGCAGAAGUGUCACGUCGCGUCGUCAGGUCCGUUGCGCAUUAUUUCAGCACGCGGGGAAAAUUCCUCAUCCGGGAGCGCGCGCGCUGUAAGAAAUGUGCGAGACACCGGCAAAGCGCAGCGGCACGGGGACGGAUUGACCAGGACACAGGACACAGGACACAGGACACAGGCGCUGACGGCACACAGGCGCACACAGGCGUCUGGGAACUCAUUCUACACAGCUGUAACGUUUCUGAUACGCGAGCGCGCGCGCACAUCACUGCAGAAUCUACAACACAAACGCGCGCGCGUCUUAUAGUCCUGCGUGUACGUGAACGUGAACGGGCUUCAGGAUGCAGGUGUCCUUUGCGUGCACGGAGCACAACCUGAAGAGCAGGAGCGAGGAUCGCCUGUGCGGGCUGCGCGCGGCCCCACCACCGGGAGGCAGCAGCGGGGGCUGUGGAGGGGCAGGGGGAGGGGGAGGUGGGGAGCGGAGCAGUGUACAGGUCAGUAACGGAAAUUACGCCCAGCAGAACUCCGUUAAAAUCCGUGACAUAACCGGGUCACGAGGUGUGACACAAGGCCACGCCCACAUGAAGGAGGCUUUUGGCCGGCACAGCAACAUGAAGUACAGAAAUUUGGGAAAAUCAGGUCUUCGUGUGUCAUGUUUAGGCCUCGGGACAUGGGUGACGUUUGGCUCACAGAUUUCGGAUGAGAUGGCAGAGAACCUGAUGACUAUAGCAUAUGAGAACGGUGUGAACCUGUUUGACACAGCUGAGGUGUACGCUUCAGGCAGAGCUGAGAUCACUCUUGGUAAUAUUAUUAAGAAGAAAGGAUGGAGGAGAUCCAGUUUUGUAGUAACAACCAAGAUCUACUGGGGAGGACAGGCGGAGACAGAGAGAGGCCUGUCCAGGAAACACAUCAUCGAAGGUCUUCGAGGCUCUUUAUCAAGACUGCAGCUGGAUUAUGUGGACAUCGUCUUUGCGAAUCGUAACGAUGUCAACAGUCCGAUGGAAGAAGUGGUGCGUGCGAUGACCUUUGUCAUAAACCAAGGCAUGGCCAUGUACUGGGGGACGUCCCGCUGGAGCGCGAUGGAGAUAAUGGAGGCGUACUCAGUAGCUCGGCAGUUCAAUCUGAUCCCCCCGGUGUGUGAACAGGCCGAGUAUCACUACUUCCAGAGGGACAAAGUGGAAGUGCAGCUGCCUGAACUUUACCACAAAAUCGGUGUGGGGGCGAUGACCUGGUCUCCGUUGGCGUGUGGUUUGAUCACCGGGAAAUACAGUGACGGAGUUCCAGAAUGUUCUAGAGCUGCAAUGAAAGGCUAUCAGUGGCUAAAGGAGCGCGUUCACAGUGAAGAAGGCCGCAGACAGUUGGCUAAGAUCAAAGAGCUCCACCUGAUGGCCGACCGACUCAGCUGCACGGCCGCACAGCUUGCUAUUGCCUGGUGUUUGCGCAGUGAAGGUGUUAGUUCUGUAUUGUUGGGAGUCUCAAACACAGACCAACUACUAGAAAACCUGGGAGCACUGAGGGUUCUCUCUCAGAUGACUCCUCAGGCAGUGAGUGAGAUUGACACCCUGCUGGGCAACAAGCCGCACUCCAAGAAAGAGUCCCGCGCGUGAGGACAGUCCUGGGUGACGAGAACGAGACAACGAGAUCCGAGUGUGACCGGGACGAACGGACGGCUUUUGCUUCCUUCCCUUCCUGUGUAUUCCAUCUUCCUGCAUGGCUCCUGCGAACCACCGAGCUUCCAGAACGAUCUGAACCAAACCCACUCCUGAUCUUUUAGAAACAUGUUACAGAAACGUCGAUACCCCAUUAACACAACAGGAGAUUUUACUCUCCAAAGGAAAAACAAACAAACAAACAAACAGACCAAUAUUUGAAUAAGAGUGAACAUCAUGUCUUCCAGGUGAAACACUUUGGCGAGGGGGAGUUGUAAAAAACUCACUUCCUUUUCCAAGGAUGCCAUGCAGCAAGCUUUUGGGUGUGUGUGUGUGUGUGUGUGUGUGUGUGUGUGUGUGUGUGUGUGUUGGACUGCAGUUCACUGCCGAUAACGCAAAUUAACCGCAAGCAGCAAAACACUUGUGUGUUUUCUCUCGUUAUCAUAGCCUGCAAUAGUAGACACACAGAAGCAACUAUGUCAUUUAUUUCUUAUUUCUCCUAAUCAUCCUGCCAUUAUUCACUUCCCCCGAACAGCGGAAGGACAAAUCACCAUGGUGACGACUGCUGUGUGAAACGGAGCAAAUGUAUGAAGAUAACUUAUUUCAUGAGUCUUCCUCCAUCUUAUCACUGCGUUCAACAAACUGUGCGCAUGGCCCUUUAAAACAGUCCCCACUUCUUGUGUUUGUGUGUGUGUGUCUGUGUGUGUGGGUGUGUGUGUGUGUGUGUGUGUGUGUGUGUCUGUGUCCUGCUAUAAUUUCUUAACUGUAUCAUUUGCACAAAGCAAAAAGUGUCAAAGGACAAAGGCCAUUGAGACACAGAGACAAUGACAGACAACAAUAGCAUGAAGAGAACGUCCAUUGUGUGUGUGUGUGUGUGUGUGUGUGUGUGUGUGUGUGUGUGUGUGUGUGUGUGUGUGGACACUGUUCAGUAUGAAGAUAUUAGAUGCUAUAAAGUUUGUCUCUUGUUAAUUUUUCUGAGAAAAAAAAAUCACAACUCAAAAGGUGGUGUGUUCCAUCAGCUGCUAUGCAUUUUAGCUAUCUAGCUGUUUAGCGCUACAUGAUUAGCUACAUCACUCACAACCCAUGCUACGUAUGUCUGCUAUAACUGCUACUUAAUUUAUAGCAGUUUUAGCUAUUGGCUAGCCAUUUUUAUUUUUAUUGAAUUAAAAAAAUCAAUUGUUCUUUAAUAUUUGAAUAGCUAGCUAGCGUUAAUAAAUCUAUUCAAGUUGUUUAAUAAUUAACAUUUUUGUGAAAUCAUUUGAAUCUAGAACACAACACAUGACCAUGUGGCACGACUGCGACUUAAUGUACUGUCUACAGAAUCUAGCUACAGUGUCGGCCAUUUUGAAUUCAUACCUUUAUUCAUGCUAGACUUCUAACAAAAAGUGCUAGCUGCUAAAAAUCUAACAAAAGGUUUUCUGUUCAUUUUUUCUGUCUUACAGGGUUUUAACCAUACAGUGUUAUUCUCAGGAGCUACAGGGGGUUGUGUAUUACCCAUAAUGCAAUGCAAAUUAAGUGAAUCCUAAAGUUUUCUAACUUUUCUGUCACACAAUGCUAGCGGUCAGACAUUCCUGGUUAUUGUGUCAGGUGUAGCUGAGUGUAAACAGGCUACAACAGAGCAAAGUUACAGCGUUCUGACUUCAAUUCGUCUCAAACUUUUUGAAUCUUACAGUGCAUUGUAUUAACAGCUAGUGUUUAGGAUAUGUCACACAUUUGCUACAUGAUUUAUCUGUACGCUAACUCACAUGCAGGAGAGCGCUUAAACUGUGCUGAGGAUGAUGGGAAACACACUACAGUUUGAGCAGUGAGAUAAUUUAUUUCUGACUGUUAUGAUGUGGAUUUAGCUUUCAGGACACGUACUAGAGCAUGUCUGAUUAUUAGCCGUGUGUGUGUGUGUGUGUGUGUGUGUGUGUGAAACUUUAUUUAACGACACUGGAGGAUCUGUUUUGCCAGCGAGAACUCGAGAAUGUAAUCAGGAAGUUGUUUGUCGCACCCAGACGACAGGGUCUGACUCGCUGUCACUCACUUUGAAGGGUUGUGAUGGAAUUUCAUUUGCUGAGUCACUCAACUCAACGUUCCCUCACGGACCACUGUGAUUUGGGACACAGCCACGAAUCUGCCCGGUAACAGAAGACACAGGGCAGUGUCUGGUGGUCUGGUGCUCAUCUCCACUGCACUCCAAUUUCAUUCUAAUAUCUUUGAUACUUUUGAAGUAAAUCGAACGAUAUGAUUCAUUCGAUUCACCCCUCAGAGUGACAAUCCAGUGGACCACCUCCAGUUCCUCAUGCUCAUCAAGAAUCUUCUUGGGUUGUUGUGGAGAUGAUGAAAAUUUGACAAUGAAAUUUGACAAAUUCAACUCACUUGAAUUGUGCAAAUUCUCUGCUCACAAGUUGUACCGUGUACAGCCGAGACUCGAGAUGUCAGUCUUUGCCAGUUUAUAAAAGCAAUCAUAUUAUGAUGAAGUGCUGAGUAAAGAUGAAUGAAUCAAUGAAUCAAACAAUCAGUGGAUGAAUCAAAAUCAGGCUUUGGAAGAAGCAUCUGAUGUAAAUCCCGUGUUUCAGGGCAGUGAUCCCGAAUCCCUUUACUGCUGAAGAGAAUCCACGGCUCGAGAGGCCGCCAUAUGAUACGGACACGUUCGUGACUACGUCAUUAACGUCUACCGUUUUAGAAAAAUGUAAAUAUUGUACUCGAGCUGGACCUGACAGAAAAUAUUUCCAGCAGCCGGACUCACGUUCAAAUGCGAAUGCUUUUUAGUUUUUUUUCAUGUGAUGUAUUAUAGUUAGCAAGAUCAAGUUAUAUGAAGACACUAGCAGUGUAAAUACACAUUUAGAGCACAGAAACUCCUCCGUAACUCUGCCUGUGUCGGUUCGGUUUUAAUGUCUUGCACCAAAAAAAAAAAAAGAAAAAAGAAAUGAUUCACUCUAAAACCCUGUACCGAAUGUAUUCAUGCUUGCCUUUAAAAUGUCUGAAGAAUCUCACUGCAAUGUUUUUAGGCUCUUUAAUCAAUGUCAGGUGUGUUGUGUGAUUGUGUAGCUCAAAAUAACCUACACACAUAUGCACCAUGUUGGAUGUUCAGAAUUAUUGGCACCCUUCAUUAAAAA